AUGGCGCCACCGCCGCCGGUGGAGCUCCGUCGGCCGCCGGACCGGCCUCAAAAUGUUCGUAACGAUGCUGUGAAUCAACCUAUAGCUGCUAAUUCCCAUUUGGAUCCUCACAAUGCUCGGAAUUUGACCGAGAUUAAUGUAAAUUCGCGCAAUAAUCCGAAGUCGCCAACCGUCACCGGACAUUAUUCCGGUGACAUUCCUGACGGCGCAACCACGAGGUUUUCUUCGCCAUCCACCGGUCGAGUAGCUGCUGAAAUUUCGGGCCAUUCUAACGGUGCAAUCGUCGGCGAACCUCUGUUCAUCGCCGGCGCCGGCAUUUCCACCGGCGAAAAUGGCGAAUCUCAACGAAAUAUUGUGCGCAAUGAUGAAAGGAAUAUCCUCAUACAAAAAGCCCCAAUUUCUUCGCAUCUGAAAGCUUCCAAUUUGACUUUGAAUGCGACGCCACCGCGGGUGAAUUCGGCCGAUAGCGGCGCCGCCGCCGGAAUUGUCCAAAUUGCAGUUUCUUCGGGUGAUGCAGAGCACAAUAAGGAGGGCAUCGCAAAGACUACAGAACCCCCAAUUCCUAUUCAACCAAUUGCAACCAAUUUGGAAAUUAGGGUUCAGCCCUGUCCAAAUUCCAAUACGGUCGUAGAUGACGCUACAGUGAAGGAUCAUACAGCCUCCAACCUGAACUCGAAGAGAGACGACAAUGCAGGUACAUCCUCUUCACAAAAUCAAGUUGACAAGGCUCGAAUCCCUGCGGGUUCCUCUGUUGUGCCGAAUAAAAUAGGUCUCUUAGCCGGAAAAGAUUCAUCGAUGAUAGUAGCGGGGCAUGCUGAUACGCAGCCAGCAGGAGUUUCAAACACCCGACAAAGGCAGUCCACGCAUCCUGCUUUUCCCAAGGUUUCUGCAAACUUUGAUAAGCCCGCUCACAAAUCGGGUCAGCAUAAUCAAUUGGAGAAGUCCACCAAGCCUGAUGCUACAACAUCUGCUAUCAGUUACAAGAAUAAGCUGGUUUCCGAGCCAGCACCGUUCACUGUAGUCCAGACCUAUGCUACUAGACUGCGAGCCAACCACAUUGCAAGUGAGGUUCCUAUUCAGCUAGUGGAACCUACUCUUACUACUAGGCAAGGUCUACCAGCUGUUAUCUUCGAUACGGAGGACGUUAUGGUGAAGUUAGCUGAUAGGUGUAAGUUUACACUUAUUGGAAAAUUCACUAACCCAAUGCCUAAGAUGGAGUUGAUUCGGAAAAGCUUUACCCAACAGACUCAGCUCACAGGUGGUGUUAAAAUCGCUCAUUAUAAUCCCAGACAUGUAUACAUUGAUCUAGAUAAUGAACAGGAUUACAUCACUGUAUGGACUCAACAGAGGAUGUAUAUAGAUAGCCAACUCAUGAGGCUGCAAAAAUGGACUCCGACGUUCACUCCAAGGGAAGAAACGCCUAUUGUUCCUGUCUGGGUCACAUUACCGGAGCUACCUUGGCAUUUCUACAACAAGGAGUUCAUCUCAGCACUUUUAUCUCCGGUGGGUAAAACGCUAUAUUUAGAUACUGCUUCUAUUCAGAAGACCAGAGGCAGCAUGGCUAAAGUGAGGUUGCAAAUCAAUCUCACCGACGAAUUACCCCCUCAUAUCUGGAUAGGAUUUGAUAAAAACGACCUUACGGUUGGUAAAUGGCAGGCUAUCCAAUAUGAAGAUAUUCCGGCCUAUUGUUCGUAUUGUAAGCACCAGGGCCAUCGUGUACAAGCUUGCAAUGUAAAGAAAAGAGAUGAUGAGUAUAGGCAAAAAAAAGAAGCUAAUCUGGGUGUCAAAUCCAAGGAUCAGCACAUACCGGAAGCUAGCAAACAGGUGCCAUCUAAGGACCGGACAGCUCCAGCUUCUGCUAUUACUGCUCCUCCAUGUGCUUCAGGUACUAAGGUUGAUCACCAACACCAACAGCAGAAGCAGCAGAUUCAACCAACUGAGGAAUGGCAAAUCCAAAAGAAGAAGACCUUCAAAGGAGUCACUCAGAACAAUCAGAAAACCAAAGCAGUAGCAUCACAAGUUCAGGUCUAUAAGCCCACACCAUCUGCUAACCAAAACAUUAAGCUGCAAAAAAAACAACAGAGCAAACAAGUCAAGCUCCCAAUUGAAGCAAACAAAACCACAGCUACUGCUCAGAAUAAUCAGAAUUGCGUACAGAUUGUUGACAAUGCUAAGGGUCGAAUAAAUGAGACUAUGUCCAGUUUGAUAGAAUAUCAGAAUGUGCAGCCUGUUGGUUCUCUGAUGGGUCCAUGUGAAGUUGCUAAUUGUCAGAAUGCAGAAGCUGUAGUGGCUCAUGUGGACAGUACUAAUAUGGAUCAGAAUCCUCAGGAGACUUGCCUUGAUUCUGGAAAUGCUCAAGUAGACUGCCAGGUUUCCACUCAGAUGGUUAGUACUACAUUGGGUAGCAAGGAUCAAAGAAAGUAUCCUGCUGAAGAUGCCAGGGGACAAGCUGAUGGUAUUGCAGAUGCUCGGACUGCUGAAGUGUUCUCUGGCAGGGUUUUUGCUCAUCAUGCUACAGGUUCUGAACUGAUUGCUGAAAAGGCCAGGGUCCAGCCAACUCAAGCUGAUGAUGCACAGCAUGCUGAAUUGGAAAAUACUCACCUGAAUUUUGUUGACAAUGCUCACAUUGCAGCUCUUACUCUGGGUAUCAGGCAUCCAAGGCAGCACCGAGUUCAUUCUGUUGGUUCAGCACCUGAGAUAUUUUAUGCUCAAAAGAAUCAAAACAGCGUACAGAUUGUGGACAGCCAGGGUCGAACAAUUGAGGUUAUUGAUGAAAAUGCCAAGAGAUGUAUUCACAGUGUCCAGGCUAUUGGUCCUCGAAUGGUUCAAGCUGAAGUUGUUAACACUCAGAAUACUGAAUGUGUAAUUGCCAGGGAUCAAGGUCAUCAUGUUGCAAAGCAGAUAGCUGUUGAUCUGAAUGCUCUAGCCCAGGUUGAUGCUCCGGGGGAUCAACAUGUAGCAGCUCCUGCUGUUAUCCCUGGUCUCACAGACCAAAUGCAACACCAGCAAGAAGUGCUGACUGGUUUGGUCAUGGGCUCUCAACAAGCUCGAUGUUCUGAUACAUAUUCUGAAAAUGCCAGACUCACUCCUCAGAAUCAGUACCAGGAGGCUGUUGCUCAGGGUCACCAGCUGGGUGAUGUUCGUUGUGGGAUUGCAGCUUAUCAGCAGGACUAUCAGGCUGUGGAUCAGGUUCAACAACAUGCCCAAUCUGCAGAUGGUUCAGCAACUGAUAUGAUGAUUGAUACAGCCAAAAUCACUGAUGCUAGAGAUACAAUUCAGAAUCAGCACGAUGAGGUGUUUGCUCAGGGACAACAGUUGGGUAAUGUUCAACAAAUUGCUCCCCCGAUAGAUGGUUCAGCCAGUGCCAAGAUGAAGCCUCAGAACAUGGGUAUGGAAGUGUUCAAUGGUUCCAAAGCUGCUGACAAUUCAGUUUUCUCUUCAAAUUCUACCAGCAAUUCUAUUUCUGUGGCCAGCAGAACCACAAGAGUUAUGCAGAAGACCAGACCAGCGAAAGAACCUCAAGUCACUCAUCAAAAUGCCCAGUUUCAGCAACAUGUUCAACCAGCUCAGUGUACUCUCAAUACUAAUCCUACAAGCCCCCCGGCCGAAGAGGAUGAAUAUAGAGUAAUAGAAUCGGAGAAUGAAAAUGAAAUGGACACUCAGUCCAUAUCUGAUGCAGCAGAGGAGGAAUAUGACAACGUUCAGGUACCGGAACACGUUGAGCAUACAGAGGUUCAGCAGGUUGCGGAUAGACAGGGUCUGUCUCCUCGGGGUAGUAAAGCGAAAAGGCAUGUCAGAAAACAGUCCAAAACAAGUAUCUCUGCUGAUUCCAGCAGACCGAUCACCACCAGGUCGCGAAGUCGAGGUGCCCAAUGAUUCACACUAUUUGUUGGAAUGCUAGAAGCAUCAACACCAAAGGAGCGUUGGAAAGACUCCAACAGCUCAAGGCUGUCCAUAAUGUGUCCACGAUUGCCAUCCUGGAACCUUUUAUUGACAACUCACAUAUCAACAUCUACAAGAGUCGCCUUCGAAUGGAAAAUGCCUAUUGCAAUCUUAACGGUAAAAUUUGGAUCUUCUGGAAUCAAGACGUUGACUGCAAAGUGCUUGAUUCUGAUGACCAACAAGUUACCUGUGAGUUCAGCCAUGCAGAGCUUCCAUUUGCAUUCACUACCACCUUCGUCUAUGCCAAGUGUAGUGCUCACCUCCGACGACCUCUUUGGGAUAAGCUUCUCCAUCAUGCAGCUUAUCAGGGCCCUUGGUGCACAGUUGGGGACUUUAAUGUGAUCACUACUACGACAGAGAAAAAGGGAGGGGUACCGUACAACAUCAACAAAAGUUUUGACUUUCUGAGUGUUAUAGAAGCUUGCGGUCUGAUUGAUCUUGGUUUUCAUGGUCAGCAAUUCACUUGGUGUAACCAGAGAAAUCCAGACGCUAGAGUUUGGAAGAGAUUAGACAGAGCCAUGGUGAAUGAUAAAUGGCUAGAAAUCAUGCCUCACACUUCUAUUACUCAUCUUCCGUCUGUCGGUUCCGAUCAUUGCCCUCUACUUAUGGAAGUUCAGGAGAUUCCACAUUCCAACAUCAGAUAUUUCAAAUUUCUGCAUUGCUGGACAGAUAAUCAGACCUUCCUGGAUACGGUUAGAGAGUGCUGGAACGGAGAUACUACAGGUAAUCCCAUGUGGACUUUUCAUGCCAAGAUGAAAAGACUUGCUGCCACCCUUAGCAAAUGGUCUAGAAACCAGUAUGGAGACAUUCAUGCAAGGGUUAAACAGUAUGAAGGAGAAGUUAGUAGGGCUGAAGAGGAAAUGCUCAACCACAACAAUGCCGAGAAUCGGGCCAACCUUCAUGCUGUCAAUGCUGAAUAUAUUCGCUACCUGAAGCUGGAAGAGUCCAUCCUAAAGCAGAAAACACAGUUGCAAUGGUUCAAGGAAGGGGAUACAAACUCCAAAUACUUUCAUGCACUCAUCCGAGGUAGGAGGAGGAGGUUGUUUAUCCACAAAAUUUCCAAUGAACAUGGUGAAUGGAUUCAAGGUGAGGAAAACAUUGCUAAUGCAGCCUGUGCUCAUUUCAAGGAUAUCCUUGCGGCAGAAUCUCAGACGGUGAACGAAGCGGCGCUUGAUUGCAUUCCUACUAUGAUUACUGAUGCUCAGAAUCAGGUGCUUUCUGCUAUGCCGUCUAUUGAUGAACUCAAGCAGGUGGUAUUUUCUAUGAAUCCCAAUUCGGCCGCCGGUCCAGAUGGCAUGAAUGGAAAAUUUUUUCAAUCCUGUUGGGACAUUAUCAAGCGAGAUCUGCUUGCGGUUGUUCAGUCCUUUUUCUGUGGGCAUCCAAUCCCCAAGUACUUUUCUCACUCUUGUUUGGUUCUAAUACCAAAAGUGGACCAUCCUAGCAGAUUUUCAGAAUUCAGACCCAUAAGUCUUAGCAAUUUUACAAGUAAAAUCAUUUCUAAGCUCUUAUGUCUGCGUCUGGCUCCCAUACUUCCGGACCUCAUCUCUGAGAACCAAUCAGGAUUUGUCAAGGGCAGAAGUAUCUCUGAAAACAUCAUGCUCGCGCAAGAGAUCACCCAUAGUAUCAAGAAGCCGAAACCGGGAGAUAAUGUCGUCAUUAAGCUUGACAUGGCUAAAGCUUAUGAUAGGGUAUCUUGGUCUUUCAUAUGCUUGGUGCUACGGAAAAUGGGAUUCGCGGAGUUCUUCAUUGAUAUGGUAUGGAGAAUUAUGAGCAACAAUUGGUAUUCUAUAAUCAUCAAUGGCGCAAGGCAUGGUUUCUUUAGAUCCUCCCGAGGCCUUAAGCAAGGUGAUCCGUUAUCCCCUGCUUUGUUUAUCCUGGGGGCUGAAGUUUUGUCCAGAAUGCUGAAUAAUCUGCAGCAGAACCAGCAAUAUAAGGGUUUCCACAUGGAGUUCAGAGGUCCACAAAUCAAUCACCUCAGCUUUGCCGAUGAUGUGAUCAUUUUUGCCUCCGGAACCACAGUUUCUCUUCAGCUGAUCAUGCAGAUUUUGUCAACAUAUGAGAGUGUUUCCGGCCAGCAGAUCAAUAGAGAAAAGAGUCACUAUAUGAUUCCUCACAGCACUCCGCCAGAGAUCAUUGCAACCAUCAGAGAUACUACCGGGUUCAAUCAAAAAGAGAGUCCAAUUACCUACCUUGGCUGUCCAUUAUACAUUGGCAGGCAAAGAGUAAGUUAUUUCUUCGAUAUGAUUGAUAAAGUAGUAAGAAAAAUCAGCGGCUGGCAGUCCAGAAUUCUCAGUUUUGGUGGCAGGGUUACGCUGGUGCGACAUGUCCUUCAAUCACUUCCCAUUCACACUCUUGCGGCCAUUUCACCUCCAAAGACAAUCCUCAAUUAUAUCAAGAAGUUAACUGCUGAUUUCUUUUGGGGAUGGGACAAGGAUAAGAAAAAAUACCAUUGGGCAUCUUGGGAAACACUUGGCUACCCGCUUGAAGAAGGUGGCAUCGGAGUGCGACAAAUCUCGGAUGUGUGUAAAGCUUUCCAGCUCAAACAAUGGUGGACUUUCAGAGCUAAGAAAACCUUGUGGGGUGAUUUCCUACGGGCCAAAUACUGCCAAAGAGCCAAUCCAGUUGCCAAAAAAUGGGACACGGGCCAAUCUCUUGUUUGGAAGCAUAUGAUGACAAACAAAGGCCUUGCUGAAAAUUAUAUAAGCUGGAAGCUGCGAUCAGGUAGUUGCUGUUUUUGGUGGGACGAUUGGCUUGGAAUUGGAGCAUUAGCGCAGCACAGAAUUGUGGGAACCAGACCUGGCAGCACCAAAGUAUCUCAGUUUUUAAUCGAUGGCCGAUGGAACGAAGAGAUGAUUAGACAGCAUGUCUCUCCCUUGUUGGUGCCACAAAUCCUGUCCACUCAGUUUCAUUUCCAGGAGGGAGUAGCCGAUACACCAAUCUGGAAGCCGAAUGAGAGUGGUACCUUUACUUGCUCAUCAGCGUGGGAGUUAGUUCGAGCGAAGAAGGAAAAGACUCGUCUCAACACCAACAUCUGGCAUAAAAGCAUACCUUUUAAAAUAUCCUUCCUGCUUUGGAGAGCAUUGCGAGGAAAGCUCCCAACUAAUGAUAGGAUCACUCAGUUCGGGAGUACGCUGGUCGACUGUUUUUGCUGCAACCGAACAGCACCUGAAACCAUUGACCACGUCCUUGUUUCAGGCCACUUUGCAAGACAUAUAUGGCAGUUUUUUGCCGGGCACCUGGGCAGCAACUAUGCAGCAGCUCCGCUGCACUUUUUUCUCCUCAAAUGGUGGGCUACGGAGCAUAAAAAUGAUGCCCACAAGCUGCUGAUACAUGCCACUCCUAUAUUCAUCUGUUGGAACCUUUGGAAGAACCGUUGCGCUAGCAAAUACGGGGGGAAGAAGUCCAAUAGCGCAAGAGUUAAAUUCCUAGUUUUCAAGGACAUUUACUUCCUACUUGCUGCUUCUUUCCCUCAUAUAAGUUGGCCAACCAGCUGGAACGACUUGGUUUCCAUUGUUGAAAAAUGCAGCCAUGAUGUUAAAGUGACCAGCAUCACUUGGAAAAAACCCGCGGCUGAUUUUUAUAAGUUAAACACUGAUGGGAGCGCUCUUCAGAACCCGGGCAGCAUUGGUGGAGGGGGUAUUCUCCGCGAUCAUCAUGGCAACUUAAUCUAUGCUUUCUCCACCCCUUUCGGCAUUGGCACGAAUAACCAGGCGGAGGUAAAAGCGGCUAUCUUCGGAGUCACUUGGUGCAUCCAACAUGGAUAUACUAAGCUUAUCUUAGAAGUGGAUUCCGCGCUUCUUAUCCAAUGGAUCACUCACCAUAUCCAUCCACCUUGGAGACUUGAUACUGACAUUCUGGAGCUUCAAAAACUCGUUAGUCAGCUUGAGUCAUUUCAGAGUCGUCAUGUCUACCGGGAAGCUAACUACACUGCGGAUGCCUUGUCUAAGUGUAGUCACCAUUAUGAUAUUACUCAGCAGUACUACACUCAUCAGCAGCUGCCUAGAGCAGCAAAAGGGUACUUUAUUCUCGAUAAGCUUGGCACGAUGAGUUUUCGACGGAGAAAGCUUAAGAGAAUAAAGAAACCACCUUGAGUUCUGUAUUUCUGCGGAAUUCAGAUUUUUUGUAGUCGUCAUGUUUAUUUUGAUUUUUCUCUUACUUGUAAGGGGAGAGUCUCCCUCAUUUAUUUAUACCUAGUUUACCUUGUACCGCGAGGAGUCCUCGUUUGUAGGUGCAUAGCACUAGGUUUCCAUUUUAGUAUUGGGGACGAGUCGACUGACUUUCGUGGAUCAGUUGACUUGAAACCACCAUAGUUUUGGAGGUCAGGUUUAUGUCCCCCUCCGGGAUAUCCUGAUAGCUAUAUAUGGUUUG
Capsicum annuum is the source of this 8310-nucleotide messenger RNA. RefSeq lists its product as uncharacterized. The coding region runs from base 1 to 3876 and encodes 1291 amino acids. Lineage: Eukaryota; Viridiplantae; Streptophyta; Magnoliopsida; Solanales; Solanaceae. The transcript is spliced from 2 exons. The record is from RefSeq and is a predicted model, not a curated record.